UGGCAUUGGCCGGAACUGGCCCUGGGCCUCUGGAGGCAGCAGCAUCCUGGCGGAGUUCGGGACCCUGCACUUGGAGUUCAUGCACUUGAGCCACUUGUCAGGAAACCCCAUCUUUGCCGAGAAGGUAAUGAAUAUUCGAACAGUACUGAACAAACUGGAAAAGCCACAAGGUCUUUAUCCUAACUAUCUGAAUCCCAGUAGCGGACAGUGGGGUCAACAUCAUGUAUCAGUGGGAGGACUUGGAGACAGCUUCUAUGAAUAUUUGCUCAAGGCAUGGUUAAUGUCCGACAAGACAGAUCUAGAAGCUAAGAAGAUGUAUUUCGAUGCCAUUCAGGCCAUCGAGACUCACCUGAUCCGCAAGUCCAGCAGCGGCCUCACCUACAUCGCGGAGUGGAAGGGCGGCCUCCUGGAGCACAAGAUGGGCCACCUGACCUGUUUUGCGGGAGGCAUGUUUGCGCUUGGGGCGGAUGGCGCUCCCGAGGGCCUGGCCCAGCACUACCUUGAACUUGGUGCCGAGAUUGCGCGCACCUGCCAUGAGUCUUACAACCGGACAUUUAUGAAACUGGGACCAGAAGCUUUCCGAUUUGACGGCGGUGUUGAAGCCAUUGCGACAAGACAAAAUGAGAAGUACUACAUCCUACGGCCGGAAGUGGUGGAGACUUACCUGUAUAUGUGGCGACUGACUCAUGAUCCAAAGUACAGGAAGUGGGCCUGGGAAGCCACAGAGGCCCUGGAAAGUCACUGCAGAGUGAACGGGGGCUAUUCGGGCCUCCGGGAUGUGUAUCUCCUGCACGAGAGCUAUGACGACGUGCAGCAGAGCUUCUUCCUGGCAGAGACGCUCAAAUAUUUGUACUUAAUCUUUUCUGAUGACGACCUCCUUCCACUGGAACAUUGGAUCUUCAACACCGAGGCCCAUCUUCUCCCUAUACUCCGUACGGGCAAAAAGGAAGUCGAAAUCCGAGAGAACUGAAAAGACAUUUAUACUGUACUCUGCUCCAUUCCCCUCACUGCAUACCUUAAUAAUUCCUUUUCUGUAAUCAGGCAUAUGAUGAACUUUCAUUAAUAGGCGUGUGAUUAUUCUAAGUUCUUAAAUUGUUUUGCAGUCUUUUAUGUAUACUGUCAUAGGCAUAGAUGGACAAUUCCUUAUCAUUAUCCCUUAUUACCCAGCCAGUAGAUCCACCCAUUUUUUUGUUUUUCAGUAAUCUGUUAUCUCUAGAGUUAAUGAAGUUAUGAUAUCAUUUUUAUUAAACUGAACAGAAUGGUGUAGCAAUGACCUCUUAAUUACAAUUUGAUUUGACUGCAAAACUUUUUCCUCCUCUAUGAGGAGAUGAUGUCUGCUUUAAGCUGUAAUGUUUUGCCAUGUUGCAAAAAGCCAUAAUAAUAAAUUAAAUAUUAAAAAAGGUUUUUCCUUUUCAGUUUCAUGUUAAUCUGGUUUGUCUACCCACCAGAGACAGAUCUCAGAACUGUGACAGCCACCUCAUGCGGGUCUAUCAUUAUUUGAUAGGAUGUCUUCUAAAAUAUGUCACUCAUAUUAUAAUUCAAAUUAGAAAGUCAUUCCAAAAGGAUCGUCUUGUGUUGACCCUAUUUCACUGGAACCACAGUAUGUUUGUGUAGGCUAACGAUAUUAGUGUUUCCUGAUUUGUGAGUGUGUCCUUUAAUUUUCCUAUAAGUGCCCUGUGUCCUUUCUGGAUCAUGCACUGGUCACUCCUUCUGUUUCCUGCCACACAAAGAGGUGAGCUCUCCAUUCUGCGGAACACUGCUAUCACUGAAUUACAUCUUCUUAAGGGAAAUAAUCUAAUGUUCAAUGUGUGAGUUUUGGCUUUUAGCUGAACGGAUGAAGAAGCGGGGUCUCGAAAAAGAUAUUUCAUAUGGCUUUUAGUUCGGUUGCUUUUAUUUCAUCUUUACUUUUCUUGAGAAAAUAAAGCAUUCUGUCUGGUUCAGGUUUGAAAAGGCCCUUUCUCAAAUGUAGUAAAUUGUUUCAUUUUAAUUUAUGACAGCAAGAUUGGACUCUGUGAAGGAAGCUUUGCCAGUAUACUUAUUUAUGGUCAGUUAAGGAAACUUCAAUAAACCUUUAGGCCAAAUAAGAAUCUGGUCUAUUUAGUAUGGCUAAAUUCAACAUGGGGACCCUAACUUAGAAGCAGCAUACAGAAAUACUCCCGGUCCCCAAAUACUAGGGUUCUUCUGAACAUUAAGCUUUGAAAUAUGGUUUUCCCAAGAAUAGAUUUGGUGGCACCUUGUGUUUCCUUAUCAUACUGGUUUGAAAUCUAUAUUUUCAUGAAAGGGCAACUAUGGCGAUGCAUUUGGUGACAUACAAAGACUUUGACCGCCUACAUUUUCAACCUGGAAUGGUCAGACAGAUCAGUGCAACCCCAUGGAUUAAGCUGAAGCGUAUGAAAUUGCUGCAGUUGUAUUUUUAAAAACUGCCCAAUAUCAGCAGUUUCAUAUAGUUCAACUUAAUGUUUUUUUAAGAGAAUUAUUUUCUUAGAUCUCAAUAGACUUAAUAGUUGUAGUUAUUUCGGCUUCUGAAAGUGUUAGCGAUCUCCCGUGUCUGACAGGACCACCUUUGUGAUCUGCUUUGACUUUUCUUCAAUAUUGUACAUUGGUAUAUGUCAAAAAAUCAGUUAGUGAAAUUAGUAAAUGAAAAAGUUCUUCAGAACAUCGUUAUUACCAUGUCAGUGUCUCUGAUCCAGAGUAACUUCUCCCACUCAUAUCUUCAGCCCACCUGAUGAAAUAAGCGGAGAGUAAGAGCCCUUUGUUCCCAGGACUUUAAGGCAAAAUAUAAAAAAUGAUUGCCAAAAUUGGGCCAUAUGUAUUUAGAUUAUGGUUUUCAUGUGAAUGUCCUUGGGCUAGCGAUUUAAAUUCAAUUAUUUUCUACUCUUUGAUUUUAAAGAGCACAUAGGUGAUAAGCACUUCUGCAGCAGGUAAAGGAGGUAAGACUGACCCUACCCCACCCUCAAAUCAGGUUUUGUGUAUGGACUGACUGCACUGUCGUGUAGCUCCCGGUGUGUCCUGGUUUGAGGAGACAGAGCCGUGCUACCUGUCACACUCUCAAUGGCAAGAAUUACGUGUUUGCAAUUCUAGAGCUUGAAUGUUUUAACAAAAGUCCUAAAACACCAAAAAUGUAAACAAGAGAUUAAUAUUAUGGUGAUGUGAUUUCAUUAAGGUUAUACUUUGUGUUAGUUUUAUCAACUGAAGUCUUUAAAUAGAACUUUCAUUUUCAAAACUGUGCAGUUAAACCUCUAUAUGUAGUCACAUCCUGAAAGGCGAACAGUUAAAAUAGCACUUAACUUUGUGUUUAUGCAAUAUGUUGAUAUACUUUGUGCAAUUAAUAUCACACAUAUAAGUUGUAUGGCAAAUUGCAGAACUCGAUGACUUGUCAUGACUUUGUCAUGUGUACUAUCCAUUUUUACUUUGAUUAUUCUUGAUUUGCACAUAAAUCCAUUCUUCCCUUCCACUUUGUAUAAAUCAAUGUUAUGAGAAACAUAAUAGAUUGACACAUAAUUUUUAAAAAUUAUAUUUGUAAAAUUUCUCUAUGGUGAAUAAAGUCUUUUAAUAUAUCUC
Messenger RNA from Carlito syrichta (Philippine tarsier), 3561 nucleotides. It is a transcript of the gene MAN1A1, whose product is annotated as mannosidase alpha class 1A member 1. The annotation marks the transcript as partial. NCBI's taxonomy places the organism in Eukaryota, Metazoa, Chordata, Mammalia, Primates, Tarsiidae. Gene Ontology annotation, molecular function: calcium ion binding; mannosyl-oligosaccharide 1,2-alpha-mannosidase activity. Gene Ontology annotation, biological process: N-glycan processing; carbohydrate metabolic process. The transcript has 7 exons. The record is from RefSeq and is a predicted model, not a curated record. Gene Ontology annotation, cellular component: endoplasmic reticulum; Golgi membrane; extracellular exosome.